UUAAAGAUUUUUGUGUUUUUAUUUUCUAUUUGUAGGAAAUUGGAAAUAUUUUAAAUAAAUUUCUUUUCUUUCAGAAUACUUAUACGAUUACAAAAUUGAUAGAAGUAAUAUGAGCCUACAACCUAGGGGUUUGAUCAACAGGAGCACAUUCUGUUAUAUAAACUCCAUAUUACAAGCCCUUCUAGCAUGUUCACCAUUAUGCCAAUUACUGAAAGGACUUAAUUAUACUUCGAAUGGAAUCAUCACCUCAACACCUUGCAUCGAAAUCAUGUGCGAAUUCUUCAGCCAAUUUAAGGAGUUUUCUGGUGCACCUGAAACUCGUUUAUCGAAAAAAAAUAAAAAUAAACGAAGAAACUUCGAUGCCUAUUGUGGAGAUUCCCUCGAAGGCAGCAAGAAGAUGCCGAAGAAUUUCUGGGUCUCCUUUUGA
Molecule: messenger RNA, 427 nt
Organism: Coccinella septempunctata (seven-spotted ladybird)
Lineage: Eukaryota; Metazoa; Arthropoda; Insecta; Coleoptera; Coccinellidae
Product: ubiquitin carboxyl-terminal hydrolase 10-like
Exons: 3
Coding region: 110-427 (105 amino acids)
Biological process (GO): protein deubiquitination
Molecular function (GO): cysteine-type deubiquitinase activity
Source: RefSeq, a predicted model, not a curated record